AGUGUCUCCAAUCAAGACAAAACGUCCUGAAAUCUAAAUGCGUCUCAAUGGUGAAUUGGCUUUCUGGGCCUCCAAGCGCCCCCUAGCGGAAUACAAACGUUUCGUCUCGUACCAAGAGUAACCCAGCAGCAUUGUCAGCUCAGUCAUCUGUAACAGGGGAGGGCACGGGGAACAUUCUUUACUCCAAGCAUAGUGUAUGGCAUCAAAGGACUACAUAGGGACCAUCUGUGACAUCGUAGCGCAUACUCAUUUUUACUGUGAUACGGACACGGGAGAUACUGACAAGGGAUGAAUUCUCUUCCACCCCGUGGAUGCGCCCUCACCGUGUCCAAUGGAUCUCCCCGGCAUCAGCAACGCGACCGUGGACAACAUGUCGGGCUCGGGCUUCAUUUUAGAGAUUGUGACCAUCAAAGCCGUUGUAAACAGCCUGAGCACUCAGGCCAGCAACUAUACAGCCGGGGGCGAGAUGCCCAGCGACACCCCAGUGAGGAGUUCGGAGGGGAACUCGGUUCUCCAGGGCAUCGCGGUGGCCGCGGAGGCGCUGCUGCUCCUGGCCAUCUUCUUACUGUCCAGUCUGGGUAAUUCAGCGGUCGUGGUGGUUAUAAUCAAACACAGGCAGUUGAGGACGGUCACUAACGCGUUCAUCAUGUCCCUGUCCCUCUCCGAUUUCCUGACGGCCGUUCUUUGUUUACCCUUCUCUUUCAUGAUGCUCUUCAGCAAGGAUGGCAGGUGGAUGUUUGGGGAGCCCUUCUGCGUCGCCAACGGCUUUUUCAACACCUGCUUCGGCAUCAUCUCCACCCUGACCAUGACUCUCAUCUCAUUCGACCGCUAUUAUGCUAUCGUCAGGCAGCCGCAAGCCAAAAUCGGCCGGAGGAGAGCAAUCCAGCUCCUGGCGGCCGUUUGGUUCUCCGCGGUGGUCUUCUCGUUUCCUUGGUACCUGCUUAUGGAGACCUCCAGGCGCUUGGUGGUGCACAAACAGGGGUUUUACCAUUGCAUGUACGUGUUCCACUCUGGCACCUCCAGGAUGGGCACUGCGUACAGCGUAGCUUUAAUAGUAGCGUGUUACCUGCUUCCCUUCGCCCUCAUGUGCUUCUGCCACUACAACAUCUGCAAAACCGUCCGGCUGUCGGAGAUCAGGGUGCGGCCGGUGACCACUUACGCGCAUCUGUUGCGCUUCUACAGCGAGAUGCGCACCGCCACCACCGUGCUCAUCAUGAUCGUGUUCAUUAUCUUCUGCUGGGGGCCCUACUGCCUGAUGGGCAUCAUCUCCUCGCUCGGGAGCUACUCCUUCAAUCCUGCUAUGGAUACCGUGGCAAUCUGGAUGGCGUGGGCUAACGGUGCCAUCAACCCGUUGAUUUACGCCAUAAGGAACCCGAACAUAUCCAUGCUGUUGGGUCGGAGCAGAGAGGAGGGAUACAGGACUAGAAACAUCGCCGCGUACCUGUCCACGCAGACUCAGCGCAGGGACGCGGUCCGGAACCGGGCGGACCGGAUUAGAGACCGGUACGUGAGCCACCACGGCGCAAACAGCCGCCUGUCUUCCUCCAGCCCGGCCAACGGCGGAGAUGUGGCCAUGUGGGCCUGUAAAAACCCGGCGGUGUUCUUCUGUAGAGAUGCGCAUCCGGAUAUGAUCACUGAACCGGCGGUGCCCAAAGUUGAGACUGCUGACACCAGUUUGUAACGCGGUCACACUUUAUGAUGACGACGGGAGGUGCUACAGGUGUACAGUGGCACCCAAAACGACUUGGGUCGCACUUAAAAAUGUAACAUUUGGUUUAUUGCAUUAGAUAACAAAAUGUCAAGUCAGGUUUAAACAUUUAACACAAACUUUUCUAAGGCAGUGAUAGGCUACUAACAGUAGGCUACAUAAAGUGUAAUUAUAAUUAAUUUUGAAUUUAACUCUUUUUUUCAAUUCCUUUACUUUCAAACUCAUUUUGACAUGAUUAUGAUUUUAUGUGACAUUCACAUUGUUUGCAUAAACCAGAGACCGUUUAGCCUAUUGAUAUUUUGCUCAGUAAACAUAUAGCCUAUUUUAUUAGAGACCCUUAAUAUCAUUUUCUUGUUAAGUGAUAUUUAUGCUGGCACUUUAUUGUUUUUCAUCUUUAUUUCCUUGGGCCAUUUUAUCUUAGAAGAGCAAAAGUGUAUCAUUAAAUAUUCUGUUAAAUAAUUAAGCUUUUGACAAAAGAAGCUGACAAUCACCAACCUUUAAGUUGUUGAUCACAUUAAAUAAAAAUGUGAGCUUUUCUGUAGGGUCUCACUUUUGCUAUAUAUAGCUAAUAUGCAAACAUGUACAUAUUUAAUUUGCAGAUUUUAUUUUUGGCAUUUUUUUAUUUUUUAGGCUAAGUCUUUUUAAAUUUUUAUAACGAUUUGUUCUUAUGUAUUUUAUUACAGCAGUUUCAUUUAUUUUUUUUAUUUUUUUUUUGCAAGUAAAAAUUCACCUGUAGUACCUCCCUUCAGAUUUCAGUAAGUCAUAUGCAUUUAAAUAAAUUGGAACACUAAUCAAAGUUUCAUAUCAGUUCCAAAUAUUUGAUUAUACAUUACCUAUAAUAUUAUUGUUAUAUGAUGUUUAAAGAAGCAUUAUUUUGUGUGUAUUUUUAAAGCUGAAGUAUGUAGACUAAUAUAGACGUCACUAGCGCCACCUAGCAAACUCUGAAAGUGACGCUUUACGAAAAAACAGAUAAACCCCGCCCCCAACUCACGCCAUUGGUCGAGCCAGUAUUGUAGUGUACAGUAGGACCAGGCUGGCUCUUUUCAUAACACUGUGUUAAAACUUUACAUUCUUCAGCUUUAAAUAUGAAUAGACCUAUAAGUAAAAAUAUCAAAGUUUGAAUGUAAAUGAAUUUAAGAUGCAUUGUAUUCUUUAUUAAUGAUCAUUAUGUCAUUAUAAAGUGUUACCGUAUUUUUUACAUUUAAUCUUUUGAUACCAUUAACCUAUAUUUGAAACCAAACUCUCCAAGCAUGAGUUUAUUAAUGUAAUGAAUCAGCAGAUUAAGUGUGUGUCUGUGUGUGCAAAGUGCCAAGAUGAAAGUCACUCUUGAGCCUAAUGCAAAUGCUUUACAACACUGUGAAUGAACUGAAGGGUUUACAGAAAUCUCUCUCGCAGCCUAAAACCAUAUCCAUGCUGUUCAUCAUCUGCUCUGAAGUGUUAACACUGACCUGGAAUAUUAACAGUGAAACGGAUAAGAGUUGAGAGGAUUUUAUAACUACUUAAUUGAACAAUCGGUCAUAAUGACAUGGUCGUUUAAGAAAUAGGGCUAAAACCUUUUUUUUUUUUACAUUGUAAAAUGUCUUAGCUUUUAGGUUUACACCCAUCACAGAACCAUAUACCUGCUACACUGUAAUAAAAAAAGACCUCAAAAUCAAAACAAACAAGUCAAAUAAAAUAGGAAUAGAAUAUAAUUUCCUUUAAUCAAUCUGUAAGCAGCAUACAUUUCUGUCAAACAAUUAAUCAUAUUUUUGAGGGGAAAACAAAAUUAAAUCUUUUCUCUGAGAUUUUGGAAGAUCAACUUAAAACUUGUAAAUAACAAAUACAACCAACAAACUGCCUUAAUUGUUGGAUGUAGCAUGGUUUACAGAAUACAAAAAUACAUUAAUAUCGGUAUUUAAAUAUUUUAAACAAUUUCUAUAUCAUUUUUAAGCAAGAAUUGAUCAAAUUCUGAAUUUAUUUGACUGUAAGACUGCCAUUUAUUAGUUUGAUGUGAGGGGUUAAACUGACAUUCAUGUGAAGAUAUCAGUGCUUUUUAUGAAACUGUGUUUGGAUUGACUUUUUCUGCAAACAUUCAUCAGUAUUUAUAGAAAUGUAAGACCAGAGAUCUAGAAAGGUGUUGAUAAUCCAAUCUAACAAAAGCACAGGGUCUUUUAUACAUGAAACUUUCCUUGAAACAGAUGUAUUUUAGAGACAUAAGCAGGCAUAAAAGAGUCAUAGGCCUAUUAAAUGUUUGUUUUUACCUUGUUGGUUUCAGAGAUGCAUUAUCUUCAAAUACUCAAAUUAUUAAUUUUUUAAAUAUCAAAGACACUAAAGAUUUGAAACAAGCUAUUAUGAAACAAACAUCGCCAUACUUUAUGUCUUUG
Messenger RNA from Onychostoma macrolepis, 4071 nucleotides. Its product is annotated as G-protein coupled receptor 135. Gene Ontology annotation, biological process: G protein-coupled receptor signaling pathway. Gene Ontology annotation, molecular function: G protein-coupled receptor activity. Lineage: Eukaryota; Metazoa; Chordata; Actinopteri; Cypriniformes; Cyprinidae. The transcript has a single exon. The record is from RefSeq and is a predicted model, not a curated record. Gene Ontology annotation, cellular component: membrane. Bases 332 to 1681 code for a protein of 449 amino acids.